Symbiodinium sp. CCMP2592 is the source of this 1590-nucleotide messenger RNA. The record is from the annotation of a GenBank genome assembly. NCBI's taxonomy places the organism in Eukaryota, Dinophyceae, Suessiales, Symbiodiniaceae.
AUGCUGAUGUGCUGCGGAGAAGGUGAAGUAGAUAUGUACAUUCCGUUUACGGACGCGUGGGAUGACACCUACAACGACAUGUGGAGCUAUAUCGCUGGCUUUGGUUGGCUUGAGACGGUGCAGUCAGGCAGCUUUACCCAGCGACAAGCAACUGCAGCUGCAUUGGGUACCGGUCAGGAAACAACUACCUGUCUUCAAUAUUCUCCUAUUCUGCGACCAGCAACAGCUUCAGCGAGUAUGAUGUUCCAGGAGCGCAGGACUGCGGCAGGGCAGUGUGGAAUCCGGCAGCUGGGGACUUCUCUCUUCGGAGGAUGGGACGCAGAAGCCGGCGGCUACUCUGAUGAGCUUUGGAGGAUGGAUGCAGCAGAAGGUGCCGAUUGGACUCACCUCUGCCGACCUCUUUGGCCACCGGCUCUUCAAAGGCACACGCUGGUCUUCGACGAGGUGAGCCAGGGGAUUUUCCUCUUUGGCGGCCAGCGCUCUGGAACGCCGUCUUACUCGAGCAACUUGUACUUCUACAGCGUGAGCCUCAACACCUGGACCCUGAAGUCAUACAUCUCCGCACCACCUGGCCGACACAUGCACACAGCGGUGCUGGACGCUGCGAACCGGAGGAUGUACAUCUUCGGUGGCGGGACUCGCAGCCCGUCCAGUAGUACUACCAACAGCCUCUUGAGCGACCUCUUUCGUUACGAUUUGGCUUCUGACUCCUGGACGCAACUGACAGGGCACACAACUACGCGAGCAAAGCAUGCAGCAGUUUGGGACACGUCUUUGGAUAUCAUGAUCGUCUUCGGUGGAGAGGCAGAUGACAAGACAAAGCUGGGGGACGUAUUGCACUACGAUCCUACCAUCAGCGGGAGCACUCCAGCAGCGCGAGUUGAGCCCGUGGCCGUGUGGGAUGCAACAUCCAAUGCAAUGUUGAUGUGCUGCGGAGAAGGAGAUGUAGAUGUUUACAUUCCCUUUACAGACAGCAGCACCAGCGCCUACAACGACUUGUGGGGCUACGUCCGUGGUUCUGGUUGGACUGAGCUCGUGCAAUCGGGCAGCUUUACCCAACGAUAUGCAGCUGCAGCUGCUUGGGAUGCAGCCACACGAUCACUCGCCAGCAACAGCUUCAGCGAGUAUGAUUUUCCAGGAGCACAGGAUUGCGGCGCGGUAGUGUGGAAUCCCACUGCUGGGGGCUUCUUCCUCUUCGGAGGCUGGAACAAAGAAGCGGGCAGCUACUCUGAUGAGCUUUGGAGGAUGGAUGCAGAAGAAGGCGUUUACACCUGGACACAACUGUCUUCUCUGUGGCCGCCAGCGCUUGAGAGGCACACGCUGGUGUGGGACGAGGCAACGUGGCAGCAGUCUCCAGGGAAGCGACUUCUUUGUGUCGUGGCAACCGUGGUGGAGACAAGCACAGCAGAAGCAUUGACCAAAUUCUGGGACCAGGUUCAGGCUGGGUGCGAUCAUUUUCCGAAGAACAAAGAGGCACACACUCACCGCAUCGAGGAUCGCUCUAUUCGUGGUAUGUGUGGAAUGCGUGGAAGGCAUGGGCUAGAUUCCAUCGUGCAUACAAGGCUCACAAAAAGCGAUGCCAAGUGUUGA